CUUUCGAGAUAUUCAUUUGGGGGCACUGUCGGUCCGUCCUGGCAGACAGCCGUGUACCGGGUCGCCAGUGAUGGUACCUAUUUUUCGGUCUUAUUUCCUGAAAAAAAGAUGGCUGAAUAAACCACCAAUAUGGCUUUAUUGCUAAUAAUAUUGUAACAAUUCAGAUUUUGGAAUGAACACCUGUGAUCAAGAUAGCCAACCAUUGGAUCUUUCGACUCAGCUACGAGAAUGUACGAGAUGAAGUAGCUGCAGAUAGUCGAAGAAGAUAUCGGGGUAAGUGAAGAACUUUCAUUUGGCUUUUUGUAGAGUGAGAACAUGUACUGAGACUUCAUAUUUUUCCAGAAUUUAUAUACUUAGCUAUAGACUAUUUCAUAUUUAUUACCGUAUGUUUAAUAAUUUCUACAGAUUUUCUGUAUUUUUACAAAGGUUCAUAUUAGUUGUAGUUUUUUUAACAAUUGCAUUAUUUCAAAUACUAUUGGAACUGUUUUUAACUGUAAUAUAUGUAAAAAUAGUGAUUAGAAUAGGAAGGCAACUUAAUUUUUGCGGCUCAGUAUAUGUUCUUACAAAUUUGGCUUAUUACAACAGUAAAAUUAUAUAUUAUGGUGAUAUUUUGUUGUUUCCUGGUUCUGAAGUUGUGCCUCUGUAUUCUCUAUGGUUUAUAAUGAUGUUUUGUCCAACUGCAACUUUUCCCAAGUUUUAUUAUAGCUAGGUACAUUUUUACAGUUUUAUGAAUUUUGUGAAUACGGGAAAUAUUUCUUUUAUUUCUUGUAGACUUAUGUGUAGACUUAUGUUGGUUUCCUAUUGCGGUGAAAAAUACGUCUCUAGUUUUAGCAUAGUUUUAGAUAAUUAUUGAUGUUUGACAUUUGCAAGAUUGUCACUGUCAGGUGAUUGUCAGUGUCAGAUUGAUUUUUUUCUGGUUUUUGGUGAAUGCAGCAUAAACCUUUUAAAUAUUUAUAAAUAUUGCUAAUAAUUACUAAAAAUUUUAAUGAAAUUGUUGUUGAUGUGAAGUACUUGCGUCUCCUUGGCUAUGCGGGCAUAGGCUAAGUAUAUUUUUUAGUGUUCUGCAGGGAAUAUUUAUACAAUUUCUAAUUUUCUAUAAAAAUGUCUUUAUUGUUUAUUAUCGUUAUGGAAAAAGGUAAUUUUUGAAAAGUAAACUGCUGGAUUAGCGUAUGCCAAAUUGAUUAGAUAUACAUAUAUUUUUUACUAGAUGUGGAUGUACUGAUAUGGGAAUUAUUUUAAUAUAAUUAAUGAACGAGGCAUAUAAAAUAGUAUUUUUAAAUAAGUUCUUUGAAAUGGAGGAACAAGAUACUAAAAUACCUAAUUUGGACGAUGCUAAUAAUAUAUUAGACAAUGGCUUGGAAUCUAAUAAAACUAAAAUUGAGAAAGACAUUAUACCUGUUAAAGUUAUAAAAAGGUCUACAAGAAGGAGAUUAUCUGAGAACAACAAAAGUAUCUUGCAGAGCGCAAUAGCUAGGAAAGAAAAAUCGUUUAGCGAAUACAGCAAACCAAAUAAGAAAAUUACAAAACAAGUCAAACAAAAAAGUCCUAAUGAGAAGAAACAAGAUUUACUUAAAGCCAAUUUGUCUCCUUCAAAGAAGAUUGAUGUAACAGAUAAACCUAUUUUAAACAAGAAACAGCCUGAAUCAGUUGACACUUUGUUAACCCAAAGUAAAAAUAGUGAAAGUGGUUUGAGAAGGUCACAAAGAACUUUGUCAAGUGACAAAGAUGAGGCAUCUAAUAAAAAUGAAAAUACCAUAGAUAGAGUGCAGGAGUUCUUAAACAGGCACGAAAUAUAUAGUCAAACUUCGAAAUUGUGCUGCUGUCUGGAAAAUAAAGAAGUAUUUUGUGAAUCUGAGAUGGAUUUACAAUUUUGUUCUGCCAUAGAUAGUAUAGGUGAUAAAGUUAUAGGUUGUAGUAGGUUAAUUGAAACUGCCAAUAUGCUUAGGCCAUCUACCAGAAUACACUUUGGUGUAUUGUGUGAAUGCCACAGAUUAAGACUGAAAAAACACAACUGUUGUCCUACUUGUGGUCUAUAUUGUACCCAGGGGGAAUUCAUGGAAUGUGUUAAUAGACAUUACUUUCACAAAGACUGUAUUCUUUCUGUCGAGGAUAAGGAAUUGUGUCCACAUUGCGGUGAUUUUACGCGAAAUAUUGAGGUUAAAAUUACCAUGCACACAUCUAAAAACCCGGUGUUCCUGCCAGUACAAAAAGCUUAUCAUACUUCCGCCAAAAUGAGUUUUGCUAAAAGUCCGUGCGAUUUGGAACGCAGAAAUUCCGAUAGCGAUCUGGAUAUAUCGACGAUUUUAUCGCCAAAUCAACUGGAAAUGUUUACAAAUACUCUGGAUAUAGACAGUUGUAAUGAGUCUAGUUUGAUUGAUGCAAUGGAUGAGGAUAAUCUGGAAAAAGCUGUAGCGAUUUUAGCCAGUGGAAAUGUCGAUUUUAAAACGAGACUGUCCGAUUUUGAUGGUGGGACGUUUUUGCAUGUUGCAGUCUUGAAAAAUACGUUGCGAUUUGUUCAUUUAUUCAUAUCUUUAAAGAUAGAUUUGGAUAUUUUGGAUGAUAAUCAGAAUACGCCCCUAAUGUUGGCAAUAGCAGACCAUAAAAAUGACGUUUUGAAGUAUUUACUAAAGGGAGAAUCUCAACUAACUGUCAAGGGAACAGAUGGCAUGACUGUUUUGCAUUUGGCAGCGAAAUAUGGCAAUUUGGAAGCAUGUAAACUGAUAAUUUGUUCGAGUUUUUGUAUCCAAAACUACAUAAACGUCCAAGACGACGGAGGAUGGACUCCUCUAGUGUGGGCUUGCGAACACGGCCACAUAGACGUCGUCAAAUAUCUGGUUUUAAGAGGAGCCGAUGUGAAUAUUAGGGACGUCGAACAUAAUGUAGCGCUGCACUGGACGGCGUUUAGUGGAAACAGCGAAAUAGUGGACGCGCUACUUAAUUUUAAUUCGGACAUAAACGUUUUGAACGUUCACGGAGAUACGCCGCUGCAUAUAAGUGCAAGGGAAGAUAACUAUAAUAUCGUUAUAACGCUGUUGGCUAGAAACGCAGAUGUUUUUAUAAUAAAUAGAAAUAACGAGACGCCACUGGACUGUGCACCAAAAGACGGAAGAUGUUUUCCAGCGAUCGCCCUAAACGUUAAACUCAAAACUAUUCUUCCUGAAGAUCCACGAAAAUUUGUUUUAACCAAUGACAUUUCUAGAGGUAGAGAACCGAAUCCAAUCCAAUGUUACAAUGAUAUAGAUCUAGAAAAAGAGCCAAAGAAUUAUGUGUAUAUUAGAAAAAAUUGCGUGUCUUCCGAUAAUGUUAAGAUUGAUUUAAAAGUGUCCACGUUAAAGUCUUGUAGUUGUGAAGAUAAGUGUGUUACAUCGGAUUGCCAGUGUGCUCAGUUAUCAUUAAAGUGUUGGUAUGAUGAGGAGGAAAGACUGUUACCAGAGUUUAAUUUUUACGAUCCUCCAAUGAUUUUCGAAUGCAACGAUAUGUGCGCUUGUAAUUCGAUUUUGUGUACAAAUAGAUUAGUGCAAAAACCUUUGAAUCAAAGGCUUCAGUUAUUUAGAACCAAAAAUAAAGGGUGGGGUGUGAGAACGUUGAAUCUCAUUAAAAAAGGCGGCUACGUUUGUGAGUAUGUUGGUGAAAUACUCACCGACACUGAAGCUGACCAUAGAGAAGAUGAUAGUUAUUUAUUUGACUUGGAUAACAGGGAAACUGAAUCUUUUUGUAUAGACGCAAAAUUUUACGGAAAUUUCGCCAGGUUCAUUAACCAUUCUUGCGAACCAAAUUUGAACCCAGUCAAAGUUUUCAUUGAUCACCAUGACUUGAAAUUUCCCAGAAUAGCCCUGUUUGCAAAGAGGGAAAUAGCUCAAAUGGAGGAACUAAGCUUCGACUAUGGCGACAAAUUUUGGUUGAUUAAAUACAAAUCGUUUACCUGCGACUGUGGUACGGAAGACUGUCGAUAUUCGGUGGAAAGUAUCGGAAAAACUUUGGAAAAAUAUCAUCUGGUCGAGGAAAAAAUGAUGCAAUAAAAAAUGUACGUUUGAGGGUGUUCAACAAUUUUUAUUUAAACUUGUAUAAACUAAAUAAAUACGAAUUUUAUCGUGGAAAUAUUA
This is a messenger RNA of Sitophilus oryzae (rice weevil), 4103 nucleotides long. Its product is annotated as histone-lysine N-methyltransferase EHMT1-like. The coding region runs from base 1248 to 4019 and encodes 923 amino acids. The record is from RefSeq and is a predicted model, not a curated record. Gene Ontology annotation, molecular function: zinc ion binding; p53 binding; protein-lysine N-methyltransferase activity. The transcript is spliced from 17 exons. Gene Ontology annotation, cellular component: nucleus. Lineage: Eukaryota; Metazoa; Arthropoda; Insecta; Coleoptera; Curculionidae.